Volvox carteri f. nagariensis is the source of this 1299-nucleotide messenger RNA. RefSeq lists its product as uncharacterized. The coding region runs from base 1 to 1299 and encodes 432 amino acids. NCBI's taxonomy places the organism in Eukaryota, Viridiplantae, Chlorophyta, Chlorophyceae, Chlamydomonadales, Volvocaceae. The record is from RefSeq and is a predicted model, not a curated record. Gene Ontology annotation, molecular function: histidinol dehydrogenase activity; metal ion binding; NAD binding. Gene Ontology annotation, biological process: L-histidine biosynthetic process. Gene Ontology annotation, cellular component: cytoplasm; chloroplast stroma. The transcript is spliced from 10 exons.
AUGGAAGCGCCCACAACGCUGCGCACAUAUCAGUACAGUCAGCUUUCUCCUGUGGAGAUGAAGCAAGUGUUAGCAAGGCCUCGGGUUGACUUCACGUCCAUACUCAACACGGUGGCCCCAAUCGUUGAAAAUGUCCGCACAAACGGUGACGAUGCCGUUCGGGAAUACACAGCGAAGUUUGAUCGCGUUCAGCUUGAUACAGUAUGCGUGCGGAUUGAGGAGCUUCCCGACCCUGUACUCCCGGCUGAGGUGACGGCCGCCUUCGACGUUGCCUACAACAAUAUUAGGGCAUUCCAUCAGGCGCAGCAAACACCGGCCAUGGAGGUGGAGACGAUGCCUGGAGUCCGCUGCAGGCGGGUGACCCGGCCCAUCAACUCAGUGGGUGUGUAUGUGCCCGGUGGCACUGCUGUACUGCCCAGCUCCGCACUCAUGUUGUCAGUGCCGGCGGCGUUGGCCGGUUGCGGGACGAUUGUGCUGGCCACCCCGCCACGGCCGGACGGCACCAUCACCCCGGAGGUGCUGUACUGCGCCAAGAAGGCGGGCGUGACCCACAUCCUGAAAGCGGGCGGAGCGCAGGCUGUAGCCGCCAUGGCCUGGGGCACUGCCUCAUGUCCCAAAGUGGACAAGAUCCUGGGCCCCGGCAACCAGUACGUCACCGCCGCGAAGAUGCUGCUGCAGAACUCGGAGGCCAUGGUUUCCAUCGACAUGCCCGCGGGCCCCUCCGAGGUCCUGGUGAUCGCGGACUCCGGGGCCUCCCCCGCUCAUGUGGCAGCUGACCUGCUGUCGCAGGCGGAGCAUGGACCGGACAGCCAGGUGGUGCUGGUGGCCCUCCCCGGAGUGGACCUGGCGGCUGUGGCUGCCGAGGUGGACCGCCAGUGCUCCGCCCUGCCACGUAACGAUACGGCACGUAAGGCCCUCAGCCACAGCUAUGCCGUAUGUUCCCGGGACGAGGCCAUUCGGUUCUCCAACAUGUACGCCCCGGAGCACCUCAUUGUGAAUGUGGAGGACGCGGAGGACUGGCUGCCGGGACUGGAUAAUGCAGGCUCGGUUUUCCUGGGCCGCUGGACGCCAGAGUCCGUGGGUGACUACGCCUCCGGAACCAACCACGUGCUGCCGACGUACGGAUACGCGCGCAUGUACAGCGGUGUGUCGUUGGACUCGUUCCAGAAGAAGAUGACGGUGCAGAACUUGUCGUACGAGGGUCUUGCGAACCUCGGGCCCAGCGUCGCCAAGAUGGCUGAGGUGGAGGGGUUGGAGGCUCACCGGCGGGCGGUGACUUUGCGGCUGGGCAUGCAGUGA